Neurospora crassa OR74A is the source of this 2667-nucleotide messenger RNA. Its product is annotated as high affinity glucose transporter. Gene Ontology annotation, cellular component: membrane. Gene Ontology annotation, biological process: carbohydrate transport; transmembrane transport. Bases 686 to 2299 code for a protein of 537 amino acids. Gene Ontology annotation, molecular function: carbohydrate:proton symporter activity. The transcript has 5 exons. Lineage: Eukaryota; Fungi; Ascomycota; Sordariomycetes; Sordariales; Sordariaceae. The record is from RefSeq and is a predicted model, not a curated record.
CGGACGUCUGCCUUUAUGCCCAUUGAACAGCCGCAUCGAGUCCACGUCUCCGGGUAACUGUACCUCUGCUGGACACUGUCGGCCUUGUAAUUAUCAGCCCGGUUGAAAUCUCAGCUCGCAGCCUUGCUCCUUCCCUAUUGCAAUGCCGCUUCCCAGGAGACCUUGAGCAACACGUACACCAGACCCACCUGAUGAGUGCAGUGAAUGCCCAAGAGAGACAGAUUCAACCUGCCUGAUUCCUUCCAGAAGUGAAGCAAGUGGAAUCCGCUCUCAGGCUUCCUCCUGCCCGGGCCUUCACUUGGUUGCCCCUUCACUUUGUCGGAACUCCGUACGUACAAAGCCCCGGGGAGGGUCCAGGCUUCACUUGCUGCCGUACUUCGUCUGCUUGGUUGUAACCUUUAAAGCUCCUCUGCUUUCCCCCCUCUUCCUCUUCCACCUUUUUGGUUUUCUACCGCAAGUCAAUCGAUCCUUGGCUUUCACUUCCUACCCUUCACCUCUAUUUUCGACACUCCUCUUUUGGUUGCCGAAACACCUACAAAAUCGCCCACAAAGUAUCGCUACUAUCAGAUUUCCUCCGACCUUGAUAACCGCCUACCUCGUCGACCCUCGUGGUAUAUGCCUCCAUAGCACCUUCCUGAAUCCUAUAUACGAUUUUGGACCUUGCCUUGGGCAAACCCACGACACGAUGUACAAAAUCGGCAACAUCUACUUCAUCGCCGCCGUCGCCGUCAUCGGCGGCGCGCUAUUUGGCUUCGAUAUUUCUUCCAUGUCAGCUAUCAUCUCGACUCAGCCGUACCUCUGCCAGUUCAACCAGCUCGGCCACAACGAAAAGGGCUUGUGCCUCGGUCCUACCAACGAUGUUCAGGGUGGUAUCACAGCCGCCAUGCCUGGUGGUUCGUGGCUCGGCGCUCUCUGCUCUGGUUUUGUCUCCGAUACUUUCGGCCGCAAACGCUCCAUUCAGAUAGGUUCCGUGAUUUGGAUUAUUGGUUCCGUCAUCGUCUGCGCGUCUGUCAACAUUCCUAUGUUGGUUGUCGGUCGCAUCAUCAACGGAUUUUCGGUCGGAAUAUGCUCUGCCCAAGUCCCUGUCUACAUUUCCGAGAUCGCCCUUCCAUCGAAGCGCGGUCGCCUUGUCGGUUUCCAGCAAUGGGCUAUCACCUGGGGCAUUCUGAUCAUGUUCUUUAUCUGCUAUGGCUGCUCGUUCAUGAAGGGAACGGCCGCCUUCAGAGUUCCUUGGGGUCUUCAGGCCAUCCCUGCCGCCCUCCUCUUUCUCGGCCUUGUCUUCCUCCCCGAGUCGCCCCGCUGGCUUUGCAAGAAGGACAGAUGGGACGAGGCAAAGGAUGUGCUUACCUUGGUUCACGGAAAAGGAAAUCCCAACUCCCCGUGGGUGCACCGUGAGAUGCAAGAGAUUCGCGAGAUGGUCGAGUUCGAGCGCGCCAAUGCUGAUGUCAGCUACUUCGAACUGUUCAAGCCCAACAUGAUCAACCGGACCUCGAUUGGCGUUUUUACUCAGAUAUGGUCUCAGUUGACCGGUAUGAAUGUGAUGAUGUACUACAUAACCUACGUCUUCACAAUGGCCGGUCUUGCCGAUGGAAGCGAGAAUGCUGUCCUUCUCCCUAGCGGUAUCCAGUUCGUCAUUAACGUCGUCAUGACGAUACCGGCUCUUCUUUGGAUGGAUCGCUGGGGUCGCCGUCCGACCCUGCUGGUUGGUGCAUUCUUCAUGUGCCUCUGGCUCUGUGUCAAUGCCGGCUUGUUUGCUGUUUAUUCACGACCUGCCCGCCCUGGCGAGUUCACUUCCCCGGCCGAGUCCAUGGCUAUCACUGGCGCUCCAGCCAAAGCCGUCAUUGCUUCAACUUAUCUCUUUGUCGCAUCUUUCGCACCCACUUGGGGUCCUGUUUCGUGGACCUAUCCCCCGGAGCUUUACCCGCUUCGUCUCCGCGGAAAAGCCGUUGCCCUCUGCACUUCAGCCAACUGGGCUUUCAACUUUGCCCUUGCCUACUUCGUUCCUCCUGCUUUUGCUAACAUUACCUGGAAAACCUACGUCAUCUUCGCUACGUUCUGCGCGGCCAUGUUCAUCCACGUCUUUUUCAUGUUCCCCGAGACCGCCAACAAGCCUCUUGAGGAAGUCGAGGAGAUCUUUGACGAUACCAAGCCUGGAGCCAUCAAGUACAUCGGCACCCCCGCUUGGAAGACAAGAAACACUCGCAAUCUUACGCUCAAGCAGGAGCACAACGAUACUCUCUCGUCGGAGGAGAAGAUUGGCUUGGAGGAGCACGCUCACAAGGAAACCACCGGCAGAUGAAUCACGAUAACAAUGCUCACUGCAAGCCUCCAAGAAGCAACCGAUAGCUGCUCCGAUAUAUCCGCCUUUGUGGUACGAAAGAUGGGGGGCAAUCUAGCUCGUGUAUUGGUCUUCGAAGUAUAAGACAUCAUCUGAAAGGUAUGCUGGAUGAAGGAGAAGAUUCACAAAUAACGCCGUCAUUGCGGUGGUUCGACGGAUGUAUGCUUAGGGAAUAUCAGCUACGGGAAGUAGGUUUUUUUCCAUUAGCCCUCAAUAUAUGCAUCAUCUCAAAAAAUAAAGAAAAAAAAGGUCAAGGCUCGCUUACUCUUGCCAAUGAAUCAGAAAACAUUUGACGGGAUUAUUGCUCUUGUGGUUUCCCCGCAAGGUUA